AAAUAAUAAAUUAGCUAUUUGGAUAUGUAAAAUCAUUUAUCUUCAAGUGUUGCAAUGGAGUGGACGUGGAUAACUUUCACACUUUUAAGUUUCACAAUUUUCAAUUGUCACUGCAAUUCGGGGCAAAGUGAACUCCAAAGAAGUUUGAUGGACGAACUUCAAGAGUUUGAUAACCUGACGUGGCAGUACAUUGAGGAAUAUGAACACGAUCUUAGCACCCUGAAAGUGGCUAAUAUCCUGCAAGAAUUAAUUGAUCGCAAUAUUACUGGCCAUUUGCCAUAUUUACGUUCCUGUCCCGAUCGCCAAGGCAUCUUUAAGAUCAAAGUUAAUGCAUUGGAGCCGUUUUCGGUGCUGUGUGAUGCAAAAAUAGCUGGCCCAGGUUGGAUUGUAAUUUUGAAACGUUUCGAUGGCUCAAUAAAUUUCUUUCGCAAUUGGAAGCAUUACCAAGAAGGAUUUGGAGAUUUAUCAAGUGAGUUCUUCAUAGGAUUAGAGAAGUUGCAUGCUAUUACCUAUGCGAAAAAUCACGAGCUUUAUGUACACCUCGAAGACUUUGAUGGCAACACACGAUAUGCUCGCUAUGACCAAUUUGUAAUAGGAAACGAAAAUUAUAAAUUGGAAAUGCUGGGGAAAUACACAGGAGAUGCAGGUGAUGGAUUGCGUAAUAAUCAGAAUAUGAGGUUUUAUACAUUCGAUAAAGACAAUCAAAACCAAUGUGCUCAAAAUCGAAUAAAUGCCGGAUGGUUUGACAUCUGUACCGUGAAGCAAAAUCUUUUUGGAAUCUAUUUAGAAGGAUAUUUUAAACAAGUUUUUAAAUUUAAAGGCAUUCGAUGGGAUACUUGGCAUGGUGAAGACUACUCUCUUAAGUCAGUGCAGAUGAUGAUAAGACCCAAGUGCGCCUGCUCCUGA
Molecule: messenger RNA, 906 nt
Organism: Drosophila albomicans
Lineage: Eukaryota; Metazoa; Arthropoda; Insecta; Diptera; Drosophilidae
Product: angiopoietin-related protein 7-like
Exons: 3
Coding region: 55-906 (283 amino acids)
Source: RefSeq, a predicted model, not a curated record